Gekko japonicus is the source of this 4154-nucleotide messenger RNA. It is a transcript of the gene MON1B, whose product is annotated as MON1 homolog B, secretory trafficking associated. The record is from RefSeq and is a predicted model, not a curated record. The transcript is spliced from 6 exons. NCBI's taxonomy places the organism in Eukaryota, Metazoa, Chordata, Lepidosauria, Squamata, Gekkonidae. The coding region runs from base 92 to 1822 and encodes 576 amino acids. Gene Ontology annotation, biological process: vesicle-mediated transport; protein targeting to vacuole.
ACUUCGGGUCAGGAAGUGUGUCUGGAGGAGUCGGCGCUGCGAUGCGGAGGCGAGGAGCUUCCGUGCCGAAGGUUCCCUCCGAGAUGUAGAGAUGGAGGCAGAAGACCCUGGGUUACCCCCUAAGGGAGGGAUGGACCUCCCGCAGGAUGGGGUGGAUCUACCUGAGCAGAAGAUUAGCCCGGGUUCUAUGGACACAGGAGAAGAUGAGCCCAGUGUUGCCUUGGAUGAGCAAGUGGAGUUACCUGGGGCCCAGAAUAAUGGACCCUUGAGCGUGGCAGGUGGCAAAGGGGACGUGCAGGAGGAAUUAACUGAAACCCGGGAGGAAUCUAGUGAGAAGGACUUGUCGGAUUCGGCCUCCACGGACAACACUUUGGAGGACUCCAGCGAGUUCAGCCGGCCCAUGGUGAUGGAUGGCGGUCCCCCGGGGGAGGAGGAGGUGGCGGUCCAACCGCGCCCCCCCACGCACCGGGAUGAGGACGUGACAGCUGAGAGUUGGCGAGCGCACAGGAAGCACAUCUUUGUCUUGAGUGAAGCUGGCAAGCCCAUUUAUUCCCGUUACGGCAAUGAGGAAGCCCUCAGUUCAACCAUGGGUGUCAUGAUGGCAUUGGUGUCGUUCAUCCAGAGCGGGGAUAACUCCAUCCGGUCCAUCUAUUCGGACGACCGCAAGCUGGUCUUUGUGCAGCAGGGCCCGCUGGUGCUGGUGUCGGUGUCGAGCACCCUGCAGUCGGAGCAGCAGCUGCGGCAAGAACUGCUGUACGUCUACUACCAGAUCAUCAGCAUGCUCACCCAAGCCAGCAUCACUCGCAUCUUCGAGCGGAAGAAGAACUACGACCUCCGGCGCCUGCUGACCGGCUCGGAAAAGAUCCUCGACCGCCUCUUGAACCUGGUGGAGUCGGACCCUUGCUUCCUGCUCGGGGCCGUGCGCUGCCUGCCCCUCCAGCCCGCUCUGCGCGAUUCCCUGGGUUCUCUGCUCCAGAAGGCGAUCACUCCCAAUUUGGUCUUCUCCAUUCUAGUGGCCCGCAGUCAGCUGGUCACCACCGUGCAGGAGAAGACGGUCAUCGACGAUUGCCGGCUGGAGCCCACGGACUUGCACCUGUUGCUGAACCUCAUCGGGGCGACCUCUGCCUUCCAAACGGGGGAGAUCUGGACGCCUAUCUGCUUGCCGCGCUUCAACCCGGACUGUUACUUUUACGCGUACAUUUCCUACUUGGAUGCGGACUGCACCGUCUGUCUCAUUCUCCUCUCCACCGACAAGGAGUCGUUCUACUCGGUUUCGGACUGCAAGAAGCGCAUCGAGGAGGGCAUGAGGACUCAGAGCUACCUGCAGGCGCUCUCGAGCGGCCUGAAGAGCCCGUCCUACAGCGUGGCGAUGGUCGGCGCCCCGGACCUCCGGCACUUUAUGUACAAGCCUUUGGAUAUCCCCGAUAAUUACCGGCAGCUCCCCCAGUUCACCAGUCCAGAACUGGAGGGGCCGUAUUGCAGUGAGAGUGAACGACACCGGCUCUUCGACCUCUAUCACUACCUUCACAGCCGCAUCCACAGUACCGCGCGCCCGCUGCGCCUCAUCUACCACGUGGCUGAAAAGGAGACUCUCUUGGCUUGGGUCACCAGUAAGUUUGAACUAUAUACCUGCUUCAGUCCCUUGGUGACCAAGGCUGGUGCCAUCAACGUCCUGACGAAGCUGUUACGCUGGAUAAAGAAAGAGGAAGACCGGCUCUUCAUCCGCUACCCACCCAAGUACUCCACCACUCCCAACCCGGGCAAAGGAAGCAAGGGCCCCCGAACGGAAGGCGCAGAGAAUGGUUUUUUCGGAGGCCUCUAGGCUUAGGACUUUCAUUGUCUCGAACUGUGUUCCUGCGUACUCUUCCUUAAAGAAAACUCUUGAUGGAAGAACUUCUUGGUUGGGGUGGCAGUGUUGGUGGUUGUCCUUCACAAGUUGAGAGUGAUCUGCCAUUGUGAGGGGAGAGCUAGCUUUCCAGGCCAAGCGGCUCCUUCAGCAAAGUUUGAUCUGCUUUAUGAUUAUUAUUAUUAUUAUUAUUUUAAAUAAGGGUCUUAACUGUCGUACCUAUAAGGAGGCAUUGACCUAGACCCUCAGGUAGAUUCUGGAGCUGGCUAAGCAAGCUGUGGUUCUUGUGGAUGUGGAAGUGGCCUGUGAUUGGCAGGUGUGGGAUAUCAAUAUGGACUCUGUUUAAGUAUGGUUUACACUGAUGCCUGUUUCAGACUCCAGCAGGUUAGCAUUUUCAGGUAAUGAAUACUUGCAUCCUUGACAUAAUCGAGGGGCGGUGCGUUUUUCUUCUCACAUUCCUCCUCGUCAACCGUUUUUACCUUUGGCGCUGAAAUUGGAGGAAAGAAGUCUUACUCGCUUCAUUUAGCUGUUCAGAAACUCUAAACAAAGGGGCCCCCCGAUAGGGAUACCUCAUAGAGGAGCAACAGAGGUGAUAUGGAAUAACUUGCCUGAGAAUACUUGACCCUUAAUAAGCAUGCAAUAGUCCAUUCUGAUUGAGGGUUUCUAAAACCUGCUGCUUCCAGGGGAGGCAAGGGGUGGUGGUGUCACUCUAGUAGCUGUUGUGGGGUUUGUUUUGGUUUUUUUGAAGAGAGUGUAGCUUUCAAGCAACAACUGUGACCUUGGGAUACUUUGGUACUGUCAAACGGUUCUUGGUAAACAUGUGAUAUUAGUCCACAGUGUGUUUGAGGGUGGCUUCCAAAAUGACUGCUCAUUGGUCACACUAGUAGCUGUUGCAGUUGUAUCAAAAGUGCUGCUUUUGAGCAACACGUGGUCUACCUAGAAUGGCUGAGUAUAUACUUCAAGGGAGCUGACCAGGAUUUAUGUCAUCUUCAGAGCAAAGUAAGCGAAGAGGCCCAGUUCCAAAGAAUCCAGCAUCCCAGGACUUAUCAGUAUUGUCGACUGACUCCUGACCUCCCUUCUCUUUGGACUUAACAAUUUCCUUUUGAAUUAGGGAAGCUGCUUCAGUCCUUGGUUUUGAAACCACGAGAGGUUCAACGCGUGUGAAGGGUAUUCUGCAGCCUGCAAAAUCUGGCACUCGGCUACUGUCUUUGAACACAAGAUGGCUCCGUUUGUAUUUAUGGAACCAUGGUGGAGUUUUUGACAAAUGUUUAAAUGUUGUCUGUCGGAACCGAACUGGCUUUGAAAAGACCGCCUUGCUGUUAUCUUUCCCUUCUCCUCUUCUCCUCCUUCCCAAUCCUUUCUUGUUUGUUUUUAAAAUGAAGUCCCCCCUUCAGCAGAAACAGGUGCUUAGAGAAAUUGAGAAGGAAGUCCUUGUUUUUCACUAGCCCACUGCUCCUUUGAGCACUGGUAUUUUUGUUGGGGUGCCCCCAUUCUUUUUCAGCAAAGCAGCUACAUGUCUCUUUGUGGGCCUGCAGCUAAGAAAGUGCAUAAGGGCUCAGAUCAAGUUGUCUCCUUGGUAAAUAACUCCCCUCCAUUCUUGUUAACGCCAGAUUUUCUCCGGUUGGAUUAUCCGUUGAGACAGCUGCUCUUCUCAGAGGAUGACUGGGGGGGAAAAAUUACAAUUGAUUAAUAGUUGCAUCUUUUCCCUUGCUGGUUAAAUACUGCUGUGCCAUGCAAAUCUGCACCCUGUAUCAAUCUGCCGCUGUCUCCCACCCCCAAGGUCUGUUCCCAGUCCUUCCUGUUUCGGAAAAGAUCUUUCUCUCUUUUUGGCCACAAGGUAGUGGGAGAGAGUCCCUGUUCUCCACCAGCAAGGCUUUUCUGCCUCUAUGUGUGCUUGGUCCCAUUGUUGUGUGUGUGUGUAUGGGGGGUGGGGGAGAGAGCUCAAUUUAACCUGGAAUGCUUAUGUAAGUGUACUGAUUUCCCAUUGCCAGUUUUGAUGGCGGGAGGCACUUGAUGCUGAGCACGAACUGGAUAGUUCCCCUCCUUGCCAAGGCCGCGGCAAUUUGGAAGAACGAGGCUACUUUUGCAGGAUUUAUCUGUCGCUACCGGAUUCCUCCUGGCGCUUGCUGCUUUCUCAGCUUGCUUCCGGCUGGCGUUUCUUCCGCCCUGGUGAAGAGAACAGCAGUGAUUUCCAUACAUCACAUGGCUAACUGACAAACAAAGGUUUAUAUUUCUGGCUGAACUGUUGUACUGAGAACUGGAACAUCCUAUUAAACACACACAAACACAAGCCCUUUCAAAAUCGGUC